GAAGUUGGCAAAGAAAAGAAAGGAAACUCUGAGCUCCAGACAGGAAAUGACUCUGAUGGUGAACAACACCCAACACACAACUGUGGUGGACACACACACACUGAACAGCCGCACUGUGUCGUCUCCGUCCUCCUUCACCCUGAAGACAAACACCAUCAGCACCACCGUCCCCAAAUCCUACUACCCAGAUCCUUUCGUACCGACAGCUAUCCUGGUGCCCAUUAAUGAUGACAGUCACACUAUGACCAGUGAAACCAGUAGCCUGGUCCAGUCUCACUAUAAGCAGCGGGAGUCGGAGAGGGAGGCUCUGCCCUACCAGACAGGACAGCUGCAUCCGGCCAUCCGCGUGGCCGACCUGCUGCAACACAUCACCCAGAUGAAAUGUGCCGAGGGUUAUGGCUUCAAGGAGGAGUACGAGAGGGGUGUGGCAGAGAUCAGGGAGAUCCGACAGUUUCAUUUCACUGGUUGGCCUGAUCACGGCGUCCCGCUCCACGCCACCGGACUGCUGGGCUUCAUUCGCUGCGUCAAGGCUAAGACUCCUCCCACUGCUGGCCCCACGGUGGUCCACUGCAGGUCUGAGAUGGUUCUGAGUCAUUCUGAUGUCUCUGCAGCAUUACUUACCUGUGUGGUUCUGACAGGUGUGUGUGUGUGUGUGUGUGUGUGUGUGUGUGUGUGUGAGCAGUACGUCUUCAUCCACGACGCUAUCUUGGAGGCGUGUCUCUGUGGAAACACUGCCAUUCCAGCCAAUCAGCUGCGCUCAGUUUACUAUGAGAUGAACCGAUUGGACCCUCAGACCAACUCAUGUCAGGUCAAAGAGGAGUUCAGGACCCUGAACAUGGUCACGCCCACACUGCGUGUGGAGGACUGCAGCAUCUCUCUGCUGCCACGGAACCAUGAGAAGAACCGCUGCAUGGACGUCCUGCCUCCAGACCGCUGCCUGCCCUUCCUCAUCACCAUCGACGGGGAGAGCUCCAACUACAUCAACGCUGCGCUGAUGGAUGACGGGUACCGCAUGGUCCAACAGUUCCAGUUCCUGGGCUGGCCCAUGUACCGAGACACUCCCGUCUCCAAACGCUCCUUCCUCAAACUCGUCCACCAGGUGGACAAAUGGCAGGAUGAGUACGACGGUGGUGAGGGACGCACUGUUGUACACUGCCUGAAUGGAGGCGGGCGCAGCGGUGUGUUCUGCAGUGUCAGUAUUGUGUGUGAGAUGUUGCGACAGCAGCGCUGCGUUGAUGUGUUUCAUGCAGUGAAGACGCUCAGAAACAACAAACCGAACAUGGUGGACCUGCUGGAACAGUAUAAGUUCUGUUACGAAGUGGCUCUGGAGUUUCUGAACUCUGCCUAGCUUCAGGGAGACGCUCCUUCAUCACCUCCUCCUCCUUCUCAGACUGCAGGAGAGCACGACUACUGACUGGAGGAGGAGAGGAGGAGGAGGAGGAGGAGGAGGAGGAAGAAGGUGGAUUUUUGCACUGCCUUGUUUGACUGAAC
Molecule: messenger RNA, 1491 nt
Organism: Austrofundulus limnaeus
Lineage: Eukaryota; Metazoa; Chordata; Actinopteri; Cyprinodontiformes; Rivulidae
Product: receptor-type tyrosine-protein phosphatase mu
Biological process (GO): protein dephosphorylation
Molecular function (GO): protein tyrosine phosphatase activity
Source: RefSeq, a predicted model, not a curated record